Messenger RNA from Chenopodium quinoa (quinoa), 858 nucleotides. Its product is annotated as cysteine-rich receptor-like protein kinase 25. The coding region runs from base 1 to 858 and encodes 285 amino acids. The record is from RefSeq and is a predicted model, not a curated record. Lineage: Eukaryota; Viridiplantae; Streptophyta; Magnoliopsida; Caryophyllales; Amaranthaceae. The transcript has a single exon.
AUGAAGCUUCUUUUCUUUACAACCCUAAAAACCAAACUCCUAAGCUUCUUACUUGCCAUUUUCAUAACUGGACCCGUAGCUUCCUCUCAAUUUCAGUUUGCCUACUGGCAUUGCCUAGAUGUUGGGAACUACACAAUCAAUGGCGCAUACCAAUACAAUGUCAUUAACCUCCUUCAUAACCUAACAAACCAAGCUUUUCUUUCAGGCUUUGGUAGCUCUUCCGUUGGUGAAGGACAAGAAAAAGUAUACACAAUUUACAAUUGCAGAGGUGACCUUGAUUCACAACAAUGCCAUGAUUGUGUGAAGGAAGCAGCACAGGAGAUCCUAGAGAGAUGCCCUUCUGAGAAAGAAUCCAUUGUUUGGUUCGAAGAGUGCAUGGUUCGGUAUGCAAAUCGCUCAUUAAUCUCCCUCAAAGAAGAGAGUCCUUAUUCUUGGGGUUAUUUAGCAACAGUAAAUGAUGACCCUAGUCCACAAUUAUAUUCUAUAGUUGCAGAGAAAAUUGAAGGUUUGAUAGAGCAAGCAGCCUACAACAGAGCUACAAGAGGUUUCGCUUUAGACAUAGCCAAUAUUGCACUCCUUGACAACCUAUAUAUACUGGUGCAAUGCACUGCAGAUAUUUUAGGAAUGCCAUGUGAAAGAUGCUUAAGAGCAGCAUUCAAAUCUAUGGCUGAAUACGCCGAGAUGGGAAAAAGUAUACCUUUGAUGAUGUUGUAUCCAAGUUGCCACAUUCGCUAUGAUCGUGAACCCAUUCUGCUAAAUGGGGCUGACUAUUCCCCAAGUUAUCCACCAUUGCCAGUUGCAGCUUCUCCAUCAAUUUAUAUAAUGCCACCAACCACAGGUAGUAUGCUACUGAAAUAA